Mustela erminea (ermine) is the source of this 2513-nucleotide messenger RNA. RefSeq names its product forkhead box F2 (gene FOXF2). The record is from RefSeq and is a predicted model, not a curated record. Bases 419 to 1768 code for a protein of 449 amino acids. Gene Ontology annotation, cellular component: nucleus. Gene Ontology annotation, biological process: regulation of transcription by RNA polymerase II; animal organ morphogenesis. The transcript has 2 exons. Gene Ontology annotation, molecular function: DNA-binding transcription factor activity, RNA polymerase II-specific; RNA polymerase II cis-regulatory region sequence-specific DNA binding. Lineage: Eukaryota; Metazoa; Chordata; Mammalia; Carnivora; Mustelidae.
GCCGGGGGAGGGCGCGGGAGGGAGGAAGUCUGAGAGACAGAGAGAGGAGCGCUCCUGAAGGGAGACGUCGGGCUCGUCCCCGGGGUCCCCGCCGUGGUCCCAGCUCGCGGGCGCAGCUGCCCGGCACGCAGCCUCUUUGGUUCUACGGGCCCGUAGGCCAUUGCGCAAGACAGGGGCCAGAGGCUCAGGGGAGGGAUGCGCCGGGCGUUGCCUCCGGCCCGCUGCCGCCGCCGCCGCCGCCAGAAGCCCCAGUGGAGCUGAGGGAGGCGACGCCGAAGCUCUGGCUCGGAGUGGCCACCGCUGCAGCCCGGGCGGCGGAAUAGGGCGCUCGCCCGGCUUCUGGGCCGACCCCGUUCCGGCGCCUCCGUUCCCGGCCGGGGGCCCGCCCCUGUGGCCAGGCCUCGUUCCCCGGUCCCAGAUGACCACCGAGGGCGGGCCGCCGCCGCCCCCGCCGCGCCCGCCGCCGGCCCCGCUCCGCCGCGCGUGCAGCCCGGCCCCUGGCGCACUCCAGGCCGCCUUGAUGAGCCCGCCGCCCGCCGCCGCCGCCCUGGAGACCACCUCGUCGUCCUCAUCGUCUUCCUCAGCCUCCUGUGCCUCCUCCUCUUCCUCCUCCAACUCGGCCAGCGCCUCCUCUGCCGCCUGCAAGAGCGCGGGUGGCGGCGGCGGCGGCGCGGGCGCCGGGAGUGGGGGCGCCAAGAAGGCGAGCUCGGGGCUGCGGCGGCCAGAGAAGCCUCCUUACUCGUACAUCGCGCUCAUCGUCAUGGCCAUACAGAGCUCGCCCAGCAAGCGCCUGACGCUCAGCGAGAUCUACCAGUUCCUGCAGGCGCGCUUCCCCUUCUUCCGCGGCGCCUACCAGGGCUGGAAGAACUCCGUGCGCCACAACCUCUCGCUCAACGAGUGUUUCAUCAAGCUGCCCAAGGGCCUCGGGAGACCCGGCAAGGGUCACUACUGGACCAUCGACCCGGCCAGUGAGUUCAUGUUCGAGGAGGGCUCGUUCCGCCGCCGGCCCCGCGGCUUCAGGCGGAAAUGCCAGGCGCUCAAGCCCAUGUACCACCGCGUAGUGAGUGGCUUGGGCUUCGGGGCCUCGCUGCUGCCACAGGGCUUCGACUUCCAGGCGCCCCCAUCGGCGCCUCUCGGGUGCCACGGGCAGGGCGGCUACGGAGGCCUCGACAUGAUGCCUGCGGGCUACGACGCCAGCACAGGCGCCCCGGGCCACGCGCAUCCGCACCACCAUCAUCAUCACCACGUCCCGCACAUGUCGCCCAACCCCGGAUCCACCUACAUGGCCAGUUGUCCCGUGCCCGCCGGGCCUGGGGCUGUCGGAGCUGCUGGGGGCGGCGGCGGAGGGGAUUACGGCCCGGACAGCAGCAGCAGCCCAGUGCCCUCAUCCCCAGCCAUGGCGAGCGCCAUCGAGUGCCACUCUCCCUACACGAGCCCCGCGACGCACUGGAGCUCGCCCGGCGCCUCGCCUUACCUCAAGCAGCCGCCCUCCCUGACGCCAAGCAGCAACCCCGCAGCCUCGGCAGGCCUGCAUUCGAGCAUGUCCUCCUAUUCGCUGGAGCAGAGCUACCUGCACCAGAACGCCCGGGAGGACCUCUCAGUGGGACUGCCUCGAUACCAGCAUCACUCUACCCCAGUGUGUGACAGAAAGGAUUUUGUCCUCAACUUUAAUGGCAUUUCUUCUUUCCAUCCCUCUGCAAGCGGACCAUAUUAUCACCAUCAUCACCACCAGAGUGUCUGCCAGGAUAUUAAGCCCUGUGUCAUGUGAAUGGAGGGAAGGAGGCCAUGCCCUGGCCGCUCUCUGCUCUCUCUUCUGCAGGGCAGAAUGAACUGAGGUGGACUCCCCCACUAUGCACGGCGCUAGCACUAAGUAGCACACCAGUCACUUAGCCAGAAUCCCCAGGCCAGCGCUGUUCACUGAUACUUGUCUACCAUUGGUAGAAGGACAACCCUGGCAAUACCCUAAUAUGAAUAUAUGCAGGAUCCCCACGAGGGAGAGAGCCAACAGAGAACUCAGCUUUUUAGCGGAUGGUAAAAAGUUACCACAUGAAAAACAUAAACUGUAACUCUGGGAUCUUCAUUACCUUCAGUCAUCAGGGUCUGAAAAACGCAAGUUGUGUGUUUGUGUUUUUCUUUGUCUAUGAAAAUUUUUGUGCUUUUCAAAAAGGCAGUGCUAAGCACAAGACUUCAAGAAAGCCUCAUCUUGUUGCCUAGCCAAAAGAGAGUUCUGUUCCGCCAAACACUAAGUUUGGAUACAGGUGCCAAAGAACAUUAUUAAGAAAGUAUUUAGAAACAAUGUGUCUAGUUUAAGAAAGUGGUUUUCAGUAUUGUGACAAUACAACGUUUUUUUACAAGGUUGUUUUCUACCACCAUAUUUUAAAGAUAUUUUUAUGAUUUUCGUGUAUACUCACACUUUGCUUGUAUUUUAAAAGGAGGAUAUAUUUGCACUUAUGUAUACUUUUACAGUUUGCCAAACUAUUUUGAUGUAAAAUUUUUUCAAUAAAAUAUAUAUA